Messenger RNA from Pochonia chlamydosporia 170, 2757 nucleotides. Its product is annotated as coatomer subunit gamma. Gene Ontology annotation, molecular function: structural molecule activity. Lineage: Eukaryota; Fungi; Ascomycota; Sordariomycetes; Hypocreales; Clavicipitaceae. The transcript has 5 exons. The coding region runs from base 1 to 2757 and encodes 918 amino acids. The record is from RefSeq and is a predicted model, not a curated record. Gene Ontology annotation, biological process: endoplasmic reticulum to Golgi vesicle-mediated transport; intracellular protein transport; protein secretion. Gene Ontology annotation, cellular component: endoplasmic reticulum-Golgi intermediate compartment; Golgi membrane; COPI vesicle coat.
AUGAGCUACGGCAAGAAGGACGAGGACGCCGACCUGGGCCUGGUCAAGGUGGACCGAACCCAAGUAUUUCAAGAAGCACGUAUAUUCAACGAAGGCACGAUUCAACCGCGACGAUGCCGAAUCCUCCUCACCAAGAUUGCCCUUCUCCUCUACACUGGGGAGAAGUUCCCAACCAAUGAAGCCACCACCCUUUUCUUCGGCAUCUCGAAGCUCUUCCAAAACAAGGAUGCCAGCCUCAGACAGAUGGUCCACCUCGUCAUCAAGGAGUUGGCCAACUCUGCUGAGGAUAUCAUUAUGGUUACCAGCACCAUUAUGAAGGAUACGGGCGGCGGCAGCGAUGCCAUCUUCAGACCCAAUGCCAUUCGAGCCCUGUGCCGUAUCAUCGACGCUACAACCGUCCAAUCGAUCGAGCGAGUCAUGAAGACCGCAAUUGUCGAUAAGAAUCCUUCAGUCUCUUCCGCCGCACUGGUAUCCUCAUAUCACCUCCUGCCCAUUGCCAAGGAAGUUGUUCGACGCUGGCAGAGCGAAACCCAGGAGGCCGCUGCUUCGACCAAGUCCUCCGGCGGUUUCUCACUCGGAUUCUCCUCAUCGAGCGGACAGAUGCCCAUGAACAACUCGACAAUGACGCAAUAUCACGCUAUCGGAUUGCUGUAUCAGAUGCGCAUGCACGACCGAAUGGCACUUGUCAAGAUGGUUCAACAAUUUGGUGCCGCUGGUGCCGUUAAAAAUCCUGCCGCCACGGUUAUGCUUGUCCGACUUGCUUCUCAGCUGGCUGAGGAAGAUGCCUCUCUCCGAAAGCCCAUGAUGCAGCUGCUGGAUGGCUGGUUGCGACACAAGAGCGAAAUGGUCAACUUUGAAGCCGCAAAGGCCAUUUGCGACAUGCGCGAUGUCACCGACAACGAAGUUGCUCAGGCGGUCCACGUUCUGCAACUCUUCCUGACUUCUCCCCGCGCCGUGACCAAGUUUGCCGCCCUCCGAAUCCUUCACAACUUUGCCUCCUUCAAGCCGUCUGCCGUCAGCGUCUGCAACCCCGAUAUCGAGCUCCUCAUUUCGAACACGAAUCGAUCAAUUGCCACAUUCGCCAUCACGACCCUUCUUAAGACUGGUAAUGAGGCUAGUGUCGACAGAUUGAUGAAGCAAAUCUCUGGUUUCAUGUCGGAGAUUACUGAUGAGUUCAAGAUUACGAUUGUUGAGGCUAUCCGAACUCUCUGCUUGAAGUUCCCCAGCAAGCAGGCUGGUAUGUUGACCUUCCUCAGUGGAAUUCUGCGUGACGAAGGUGGAUAUGAAUUCAAGCGCGCUGUUGUGGAAAGCAUGUUCGAUUUGAUCAAGUUCGUCCCCGACUCCAAGGAUGAGGCUCUUGCUCAUCUCUGUGAGUUCAUCGAAGACUGCGAAUUCACAAAGCUGGCUGUGCGUAUUCUGCAUCUUAUUGGUUUGGAGGGACCCAAGACAGCCCAACCAACCAAGUACAUCCGAUACAUCUACAAUCGCGUUGUGCUUGAAAACGCCAUCGUCAGAGCCGCGGCCGUCACUGCCUUGGCCAAGUUUGGUGUGGGACAGAAAGACCCCGAUGUCAAGGCUAGCGUCAAGGUUCUUCUUACUCGGUGCUUGGAUGAUGUCGAUGAUGAAGUACGUGACCGUGCUGCCUUGAAUCUGAAGCUUAUGGGCGAGGAAGACGAUGAGUUGGCACAAAACUUUGUCAAGAACGACAGCAUGUUUUCUCUCCCAGUCUUCGAACACCAGCUUGUCAUGUACGUCACCUCCGAUGACAAGGAGGCUUUUGCCGACCCCUUCGAUAUCAGCAAGAUUCCCGUCGUUACCCGGGAGCAAGCAGAUGCCGAAGACAGGACAAAGAAGCUUACCGCUACGGCACCCACGCUCAAGGCACCCAAGGUUGGCGCCGCCAAGGCUCCUGCCAGUGGUGCAGAAGCUGCGGCAUCUGCUUCCGCCCAGGCUCAACGAUAUGCCGAGGAGUUGAUGCAAAUUCCCGAGAUGAAGGAAUUUGGCAAUGUUCUCAAAUCUUCACCCGCCGUCGAGUUGACCGAGGCCGAAACCGAGUAUUUUGUCAGUGUAGUGAAGCACAUCUUCAAGGAGCACAUCGUCCUGCAAUACGAAGUGAAGAACACGCUGCCCGAUACGGUUCUGGAGAAUGUGUCUGUUGUAGCUACUCCCGGAGAGGAGGACGAGCUGGAGGAAGUAUUCAUCAUUCAAGCAGAGAAGCUGGCCACCGACGAGCCUGGUAAGGUGUAUGUUGCCUUCCAAAAGGUCAACGGAGAGGGUUCCAUGCCUGUCACCUCCAUCUCCAACGUCUUAAAAUUCACAAGCAAGGAGAUCGACCCUUCAACCGGCGAGCCCGAGGAUACUGGUUACGAUGAUGAGUACGAGGUUUCAGAGUUUGAUGUCAGCGGCAGCGAUUAUAUCGUUCCCACGUUCGCCAGCAACUUUAGCCAUCUGUGGGAACAGAUUGGUGCCUCGGGAGAGGAAGCAGAAGAGACUCUGCAGUUGAGCGGCAUGAAGAGUAUCGCCGACGCCACAGAACAGCUGGCCAAGGCUCUUUCAUUGCAGCCGUUGGAAGGUACAGAUGUUCCCGUCAACCAGAGCACACAUACUCUCAAGUUGUUGGGCAAGACUGUCCUCGGUGGCAGAGUAGUAGCAAGUGUGAGAAUGGCGUUCUCAUCAAAGUCAGGAGUUACGACCAAGAUUACAGUCAGAAGCGAGGAAGAAAAUGUGGCGGCACUUGUGAUUGCAUCGGUGGCCUAA